GAACGACAGCGGCGAGGAGAACGUCCCCCUCGAUCUCACCCGAGACCCCUCUGAUAACUUGAGAGAAAUUCUUCAAAAUGUGGCCAAAUUGCAAGGGGUUUCAAAUAUGAGAAAACUUGGCCAUUUGAAUAAUUUUACUAAGCUUCUUUGUAACGCUGGUCAUACUGAAGAAAAAUUAGGUUUUACUUAUGAAGAUAUCAUCAUAUGUUUGCGGUUAGCUUUACUAAAUGAAGCAAAAGAGGUGCGAGCAGCAGGACUCCGAGCUCUUCGAUACCUUAUCAGAGACUCCAGUAUUUUACAGAAGGUAUUAAAACUGAAAGUGGAUUACUUGAUAGCCAGAUGCAUAGAUAUUCAGCAGAGUAAUGAAGUAGAACGAACACAAGCACUUCGUUUAGUCAGAAAGAUGAUCACUGUGAAUGCUUCAUUAUUUCCCAGUUCAGUUACUAAUUCUUUGAUAGCUGUUGGAAAUGAUGGUCUUCAGGAGAGGGACAGGAUGGUUCGAGCAUGUAUUGCUAUUAUCUGUGAAUUAGCAAUUCAGAAUCCAGAAAUAGUUGCUUUCCGUGGUGGUCUAAGUACCAUUUUGAAAAAUGUAAUAGAUUGUCAAUUAAGCCGUAUAAAUGAAGCUCUCAUAACGACUGUCUUACAUCUUCUUAAUCAUCCAAAUACCCGACAGUAUGUGCGAGCUGAUGUAGAAUUAGAGCGGAUUUUAGCUCCAUACACAGACUUUCACUACAGACACAAUCCAGACACUGCAGAAGGACAGCUCAAAGAGGACAGAGAAGCACGGCUUUCCGCUAGUAAAAUGGGAAUUGUGGCGGCAUUUCGAUCUUGGGCAGGUAUAAUUAGUUUAUGUAAGCCUGGGAAUUCUGGGAUCCAAUCUCUUAUUGGGGUGUUAUGUAUACCUAACAUGGAAGUGCGGCGAGGCUUGCUUGAAGUUCUAUAUGAUAUAUUUCGCCUUCCUCUUCCUGUUGUGACAGAAGAAUUUAUAGAAGCACUUCUCAGUGUAGAUCCAAGCCAUUUUCAGGACAGCUGGAGACUUUCUGAUGGCUUUGUAGCUGCAGAAGCUAAAGUUAUAUUACCUCACCGAGCCAGAUCCAGGCCUGACCUCAUGGACAAUUAUUUGGCCCUGGUUCUUUCUGCUUUCAUUAGAAAUGGCCUCUUAGAAGGUCUAGUCGAAGUAAUUACAAGCAGUGAUGAUCAUGUAUCUGUCAGAGCAACCAUCUUACUAGGAGAACUUUUGCAUAUGGCAAACACCAUUCUUCCACAUUGUCACAGCCAUCAUUUACACUGCUUACCAACUUUAAUGAAUAUGGCAGCUUCUUUUGACAUUGUAAAGGAGAAGAGACUACGAGCCAGUGCUGCACUGAACUGCUUGAAACGCUUUCAUGAAAUGAAGAAAAGAGGACCUAAACCUUACAGUCUUCAUCUAGAUCACAUUGUUCAGAAAGCCAUGUCAACACAUCAGCGAAGAGAUCAGUAUCGGGUGCAGAAAGAUAUCUUUAUUCUAAAGGAUACAGAAGAAGCACUAUUAAUGAAUCUGAGAGACAGCCAAGUUCUUCAUCACAAAGAAAAUCUGGAAUGGAAUUGGAAUCUGAUAGGGACCAUACUUAAGUGGCCAAAUAUUAACUUAAAGGCUAACAAGGAUGAACAGUUGCACAGAUUUGUACGACGGCUGAUGUAUUUUUACAAGCCUAGCAGUAAAUUGUAUGCCAAUCUAGAUCUGGAUUAUGCAAAGUCAAAACAACUCACAGUUGUUGGUUGCCAAUUUACUGAAUUUCUCCUUGAAUCUGAAGAGGAAGGAAGACAGGAAGGAAAGAAGGAAGGAAGGCAGGUGCAACAAAAGCAGGAUGGGCAUGGCUACCUUGAAGAGUUAGUAAGAGAUAUUGUACACUGGCUUAACAUUUCAUCUGGAAUGAAACCAGAACGCAGUCUCCAGAACAAUGGGUUACUUAACACUCUUAGUCAGCACUACUUCUUAUUUUUUGGUACCCUCUCCUGUCAUCCCCAUGGAGUGAAAAUGCUUGAAAAGUGUAAUGUAUUUCAGUGUCUCCUUAAUCUGUGUUCCUUGAAGAAUCAAGAUCACUUACUCAAACUGACAGUUUCUAGUUUAGACUACAGCAGAGAUGGUUUAGCAAGAGUCAUCCUUUCUAAAAUCCUAACGGCAUCAACCGAUAACUGUAGGUUAUAUGCUACAAAACACCUCCGAGUACUGCUGAGAGCCAAUGUGGAGUUCUUCAGUAAUUGGGGAAUUGAGUUACUUGUCACACAGCUUCAUGACAAAAAUAAAGCCAUUUCUUCUGAAGCACUUGAUAUCCUUGAUGAGGCAUGUGAAGACAAAGCAAAUCUUCAUGCCCUCAUUCAGAUGAAACCAGCACUUUCUCAUCUAGGAGACAAGGGUUUGCUUCUGCUGCUAAGAUUUUUAUCAAUCCCAAAAGGGUUUUCCUAUCUAAAUGAGCGAGGCUAUGUAACAAAACAAAUGGAGAAAUGGCAGAAGGAGUACAAUUUAAAAUAUGUCGAGCUGAUAGAAGAGCAAUUAAAUGAAGCACUUACUACGUACCGCAAACCUGUUGAUGGUGAUAAUUAUGUUCGUCGGAGCAACCAAAGAUUGCAGCGGCCACAUGUCUACCUGCCAGUUCACCUCUAUGGCCAAUUGGUACACCACAAAACAGGCUGUCAUCUGUUGGAAGCUCAGAGUAUUGUUCCUGACCUGAGUUACACUGUCCGUUCCCCUAUGCUGGAAAAAUGGGAGGGGAUUAAGCAACUAAAAGCUGCUCUUUGGGCACUGGGAAAUAUUGGAUCUUCAAAUUGGGGGUUGAAUUUGCUUCAAGAGGAAAAUGUGAUACCUGAUAUAAUGGCACUUGCCCAACAUUGUGAAGUCCUGUCUAUUAGAGGGACUUGUGUCUAUGUGCUUGGCCUAAUAGCCAAAACAAAGCAAGGUUGUGAUAUUCUGAAGCAUCAUAAUUGGGAUGCAGUAAGACACAGUCGUAGGCAGCCUUGGCCGGUAGUCCCUGACGAUGUGGAGCAACUCUGCAAUGAACUCUCUUCUAUUCCCAGCACACUUAGCUUGAACUCUGAAUCUACCAGUUCAAGACACAACAGUGAAAGUGAAUCUGCACCAUCAAGCAUGUUCAUCUUGGAAGACGAUCGGAUUGGCAGCACUUCUACUAGUACCUUUUUCCUAAAUAUCUCAGAAGAUGCGGAACAGAAUCUCUAUGACCGUACUGGGCCCUUGAAGGAUAAAGAUCGCAAUCCCUUCCCCUUUUUCUCCUCCCGCAGACUGGUCAAGAAUCGCAUCUUGAAUUCUCUUACCCUACCCAAUAAAAAGCAGAGGAGCAGCAGUGAUCCUAAAGGAGGCAAGCUGUCUUCCUCAGAGAACAAGAUGGGCUUAAGGCGAAAUCGGACAGUAACAGAACCUUGCAGCAGCAUGGAUUUUACACGGGGGGAUGACUUCACCCCAGUGUUCAAGGUUCCUAAAAUUCACACUCUGAAACUAGAAACUUCAUUUGUUGGGAGCAAGCACAGUGAAGAUGCAGAUAGUACCCCAAGUAUUGGUGAGAAUGACCUUAAGCUUCCCAAAAGUCUUGGCCAUGAAAAUCAUAGGGAAAACACCAGCCGAGAGAGACUAAUAGAAGUUACAACACAGACUCAUUUCAAAAGUCGUAGUUUGAGUUUCAAUACAGAUACUACUACAAGUGGCAUAAGUUCAAUGAGCUCAAGCCCCUCCCGAGAGACUAUGGGAGUGGACUCUACCAAUAUAGACACUGACUGUGGGAGCUUAAGUACUGUGGUGAGUACCAAGACUAUUAAAACAAUUCAGUGUUCAACCCCACAAUCUAACCACCUCCCUCUGUCAAAAUCAAAUUCUGUCUCCCUGGUACCACCAGGGUCUUCGCACACGCUUCCCCGGAGAGCACAAUCACUAAAAGCUCCUUCCCUUGCUACUAUAAAAAGCCUAGCUGACUAUAAUUUUAGUUAUACCAGUUCUCGAGAUGCUUUUGGAUAUGCAACGCUGAAACGCUUACAACAGCAGAGGAUGCACCCUUCUCUGUCACAUUCUGAAGCCCUAGCUUCUCCAGCAAAGGAUGUGCUCUUCACAGACACAAUCACAAUGAAAUCUGGUAGUCUAGAGUCUCGACUAACACCCAACCGGUUCAUGAGAGCUUUAAGCUAUGCAUCAUCUCUAGAUAAAGAAGAUUUAUUAAGUCCUAUAAACCAAAAUACACUGCAGCGUUCUUCUUCUGUUCGUUCCAUGGUAUCUAAUGCUACCUAUGGUAGCUCAGAUGAUUACAUUGGACUUGCUCUCCCAGUUGAUAUCAAUGAAAUAUUUCAGGUAAAGGAAACCCCAUAUUUCCAGAAGAAAACUACACCUUCAUUUGAUGAUCGGGGCACUCGAGUCUUUGCCCAGGAUGCCACAGGUUUGCCAUGUGGGUCUGCUGAGCUUGUAAAGAGUCCCUUCCAGAUGCUUCGUCAGCAGAUAAGUCUUACGGAGAUCAUGAACACAAGUCGUUCAGAUGCCUCCCAGUUCCUAGAAAACAUGGAAGACACCGGACUCCAAGAACACACUGAAGAUAAUUGUCUCUAUUGUGUUUGUACACACAUCCUAGAUUAUCAGCAUAAUAACAAACUGAACUCUGCAUAUAGUCACACAGAAUUUUCAGACAUUCCUUAUUCAGACUGGUGUGGAAAGGCUAUGCAUAAUCAUUUGGAUGUGGUUUCACAUUCCUCGAAGUUUUCUGGAAUUUCAGGAUGUAGUGAUGCUGUAUCCCAUGGAUCAGCUAGUAGUACCAAGAGUACUGAUCUCAUCAUGGGCAUGAAAUCGAUCCCAGAUGAUACUCCAGUAUGCCGCAUACUACUGAGAAAGGAAGUCUUGCGAUUAGUAAUCAACUUGAGUAGCUCGGUAGGAACUAAAGGUCAUGAAACAGGUCUCUUGACAAUUAAAGAGAAGUUUCCCCAAGCAUUUGAUGAUAUAUGCCUUUACUCUGAAGUGUCCUACUUGCUAGCUCACUGCACUUUUCGAUUACCAUCUAGACGGUUCAUUCAAGAACUCUUUCAAGAUGUACAGUUUUUACAGAUGCAUGAAGAAGCAGAAGCUAUUUUAGCCUCACUGGCAAAUCAACAAACAGAUAACCCAUCAACUGAAUCCUGACCUCUUGUUUUCUAUGGUGUGGUAAAUGUGAAGUUACUAGUAGCAUUCAAUAACAUCUAACUGACUGGGCAACAGAGAAGUAUCAUCUUCUGAAUAGUUCCAGGAGUUCUGGUACAUGAAAUUGGAUGCUCAGUUGCAGAAUCUUUCUUCAAUGGAACUUGCUUCCAAAGCCAUCUGAGCCCUGAGGGGAAUUGUUAAAACAAUGAAAGUAACAAGAUAUGCAAGAAGAAUGAAGCACCAGACACUUAUGCAGGUUUUCAUUUCACUUAUUUUUAAAUGCAGUGUCACAAAAAUAGAGGACAAAGUACACAGGACCUGGUUUACAUGGUUGACUUUUGACUUCCGUUUUGGACAGAGUUGAUGCCUUGCUUGUUUACCCUGGAUUUUAGAGACAUGGUAUCUUAAGCUGUAUCCCAUUGUCAUCAAUGGAGCAUGCUGUAACCAUGACAGCAGGGGAUUAAUUAGGGGCUUUCCGUGAUAUAUUUCUUAAUUUUUCUGAACACUACUUGGACAAUUUCUGCUCUCAGAGAAUCUUCAGUAACUUUGGGGGUAACCUUAAAUUAUUUUAUUGUUAUAAUAUUAGCAGUCUGUCCAGUUUUGUUGCAGUUUCAUGUAAUUAUGUGUAAACUGAACCAAUUAAGGAAUUUCACUACAGUUUGAGUUAAAACACACACACACCAAUCCCCUGGAAUCAGAUUUCCCUCCAUGUAAUGCAUGCAUUUUAAUGGGGUGUUGUACAUUAAUGCUCACCCAGUAUGUUAAUUGAUUGUCUAAAUGUAAAUCUUAAAAACAAUUAUUUCUGUCAGAUAAAUCAAGUAAAAUUAAUACCUAUUGCUGCUUUUAAUCAAGAAAAAUGCAAAAUAAUAAUUUCACAUUCCAUGGCUUUAAAUUUACUCCUAAUCAUUUGCUUCAGUCAUACACAUAAAAGAUUAAUGGCAAGAUAAUACCAAUAAUUGUAGUGAAAAGCCUUAAACAUGCAGUGUUGAAGUGCUACGUUGCUAUAAUUCAGAGGUCUUUUGGAUAAAAUUUGCACAAAUUGCAUAAUGGUGACAAUAUGUAGGUCCAUUCUCCCCAGUCUCAAAUUUAUGCAAGGGUGGAGUUGAAACAAAUUGAAUUUAUUUCCAAGCUGAAAAGGCUCUUUUAGAAUCAAAUAACUGAUACCUGGAAACCUGUAUGUACAAAUGUAUAAUUGUUUUGUUUACAAAACCUAUAGUGCACUGGGUUACUUGGUCAUUUCUUGUGUAUGAAAAUAGUUCAGGUAGACUGUACUGGGAAUAUGUCCAUCAAAAUUUAUCUCCCCUUAAAAGUAUGCAAAGAUUUGCUCGUCAAGAUGAAAUUAGCUCAGUUUUACAUAUAUUUUUAACUGAGCAUAAUUAACAUGCUAAUAUAUAUAUAUAUGGGUAGGAAUUUGUUCGUAGAGGCAUAAAAUGUUAUGUACUGAACCUAGACAUUCUAGCUUACAUUUGUUAUGAAAGCUAGAAUGUCUAGGUUCAGUAUAUUGUCAUAUCAAAAUUUUGCUCCCCAUGGAAGAAAGUAAAUGCCACCAUUACAGUCAUAGCAUUGUCUAAGAAAGAUGAAGAAAGAGUUUAUCUGUGAAUUGAAUCUUCAGCACUACUAAUCAUAAGUAAAAUCUUACACAGUUGAAGAGACAAAGGAUUGAUAGCUCCUUAUGCAUAAAACUCAAAGCAAGUUUUUUCCCCAACACCCUGAAAUGACCAGGCAGGGCAUCUGGAGCUUACUGAAUUAGAUCAGAACUUUUUAAAAUUCUGCUCCUCACAAAAAUUAGGCCCUGCAUCCUUAGAAUAAAUCUGGAAUUCUCUUCCUGCCACUUUGGCUGGAACUGUAAUAACUCUACCGCUCUGUGAUCCACAGGUGUAAGUACUAAUGGGUGGGACACUUUCCAGAGUGGUAUUUUUCAUGCUAGACAAGCAGAAAGCAGAAUGAAGGAACUGGCCUCAACAAAAGAGAGUCAGCUCACCCUAAUUGGUCUAUAUCUGUAAUUCCCAAAAGAAAGUUAUCUCGAAGACACCUGAGUUAAUUUGUAUUCUAGCUUCUAACUUACUUCUCAAGAACAAGUCACUCAACAGAUAAGGACCCACAAACAAGGUACAGGCCACUCUACAUACAGAAUGUGGGACACAGUUAUUAUGGAUGAAGCAUUUUCUUCCUCUUUCUAAAAUCUUUUAAGGAAAUACAUGCCUUCUACCUCCAAGCAGAAGUUUACAUUACCUCUUUAUACUGCUUUGAACAUAUUCUAAGUGGGAGUACAUCAGAAUAAUGUUUGAGUCAGUCUAAUCCUCCUUAAAGUAUUGGGGUAUGUUACUAUGGUACAUAGACAAGGCAGUAUGGAUAACCUAGAAAAUUGCCAUAAGGAGUUUUAAAAUUCCAGCCCAGGGCUGAAGAAUCUUAAGGGGAGAUCAUAACGUUUUGCUGUUAUGUUUCUAGACGUGAAAUUUGAGUAUCCGUUGAGAAUGUGCUUACUUAUCUCUCUAGUUUAGUGAUCAUUUAGCAGCUAAACAACUGAGGAAAGGAGGAAUUGGAGAAAUUUCAAAUAUUUCAUUCUCAGGUAGGGCUAGCUCUUUAAAUACAGUAUUUAAGUUGGUGAGCCCCCCUCCCCCCAAUUUCUGUUCUUUCGGGUUUUCGAUUUAGGGACUACAGGAGGGAAUAAGGUGCUCUCUGCUUGUUUUUCUGAACCAUGGAACAAAGUUCUAUGUUGGGAAUAGCAGCAGAUAUAAUUCAGAAGUAUGUGCCAGUAAGAGUCUAGAUUUCAGUAUCUUCUCCUCCUAUGACACUGUUUGGCAAAAUCAUAUUACAAUAAUUUAUGGAACAUCUGGAGAGCCAUGAAGUUAAAGUAGUUCCCUGAUUUCUAUGAGAACCACCUGAGGAAAAAAUGGGAGAAGUGGGUCAGGAGAAAAUAAAAGAAGGGCUUCAGCUGCUUUAAUGCCUGCAUAUGGUCAUCAUACAGAGUUCAUUAAUAAUUAUCCAUCAAUAUUUAGAGAUGCUUUGAUCUUAGAUAAAACUCGUGUGCAGAACCAAAAUGCCAGCCACAGUAGACCAAAUGGUAGUGUAAAUUCCAAAGGAUUAAUACAAUACUUCCAGUAAAAAAAAGCAAAUAACUGAUUGUACAUAGUAGUUAUGAAUGCUACCUCAGUUACGAUAGAGUAAUAAGAUCUAUAGAUCGGUAACUCUAAGUGAAGUUAAUUCAUUUAUCCUGUGUUUUGCAUUUUUGCUUUCAAAACAAAAGUAGAUGAGAAAGUUUUGUUUAAAACAAAGAUGGUUGAGUUUUCAAGCUACAGCUGUUACUGAAGAAAUAUUAUAUUUACGGUGAAAAAUUAAAAAAUAAAUUCAGUUAAAUGUACGAAUAUACCCACUUAGAUAAUAAUGCAUAGGUGUAAUGUUUUGCCAUUAGGAAGGAAGGAAGGAAGGAAGGAAGGAAGGAAGGAAGGAAGGAAGGAAGGAAGGAAGGAAGGGAAUUUUGGCUUCCAUUCAGAAUAUUGCCCCAGAACAGCUGACCUUAACUGUAUGGGCGACAGCAUCACAAAAAAUGGCAAAGAAACAUUAAGUGAAUUUGGAUCUAUGUAUCAAAAUACAGAUCAACAGUGGCUGUAGUAUCUAAACUGAUGUUUCUUCUGUAUGAUGUUAUACUUAAUUUGUUAAUCAAUUUGUUUAACAGAACACACCUGGAAUCUGGGUAGAAAUUCAUGUAUUUUGAAUUUGUUUUACUUACCUGACCGAGUUUCACAAGGCCAGUGGCUAGCUUCUUACAUUGAUGCACCUCUUUGUACCUGUAAAGCCACAUACAGCUCAACAGCUCCUGCACUUGGCAAGCAGAACAAAAAGGCUUAUGGAGCCCCAUUUGAUUGCCGUUGGGUGAUGGGUUGCUUUCAGCUUAGGUACUUCUCUGAAGCAAUUUCUCCUUGAUCACUAAACCCAAAAUUUGGAUAAUGGUACCUGAGUAAAUACAGUAAAACAUGAAACAGGUCUACGCAUGCAGUACAAAUUAUAAGUAUGAUGGGAAUGGUAUCAGGGCUGCGCAUGCUGCUAAAAUGGUUUGGCAGAAGCAUUUCCAACCUCACACAAGCAUAGCAGCCAUGUCUUUUUUCAAGCUUGGGCUUUAAGAAUUAAAGACACAUUAAAGCAGCAGCAGCAGCAGCAACUUUUUUUUCAGGCUGUCACGGAAGUUUUAAUGAAGAAGAGAGAGGUGUUGUGCUUACACCUGCAUGGGGUCCACAGCACUUCUUUGGAAUCAUUUUCAAAUAACGCACAGCCCUGAUAUCAUUGUCAUUUUGGUAGGCUCAGAUGGCCUACCAGUCCAGAAAUGCUGCACAAAGAAAUUCCUACAUAAAUGCUCCCUCCCAUUAUUGAAAGGGUUAAAUAAUUUGCAGAGAUGUUUAAUGCUCGCAACUGCUUCAGAAUGGACCCUCAGAGCAUGUUGCUAUGUUUUGGGAAUAUAUUGGGAGAUAGGACAGCCUCCUUCCACGCACCUCCCCAGCCAUAAACACUGGCAAUUAUUUGAACAUGGGAUAUUUAAAGAGGCCUUCUUAGAGUAUUUAUGUGUGGUGGGAGAAGGAGAGUGGAAGAGAUAACAGGUUAUGAAUGACAAAACAUAACUCUCAUUUUCUAUCUUCCUUAUAUUCCUGGGGAAAAAAGAACAAAUAGUGUGAACAAACUAUCAGAGUGGUUCUUCACAUUCAGCAUCUCCAUCUCUAUUGAUACAGGCCCCAAAGUACCUUGAUUUUUACAUAAGUUUACAAAACAAAUAACUUUUCUUCAUAUUUCCCAAGGAGCAUAGAUUUGAAUAUUGUAUCCUCUCUGUUUAUGUCAAAGGACCUCAAUUUCUACCAACUCCCUUCUCCCAUUGCAACCUUUCACAUAGUUCACAAGAGUCCUUCAGACCACAGAUUUUGGGGGAAUCACAAAAGUUCCAUUUGUAUGUUCCAUUCACAGAAUGAUCCCAGGUCCUAUUUUAUAGCAACAGCAGAGAGUCAUGUGUCCUAUAAAAAUAGGCCAAGAACUUAAAGACCUUAGAUUAAUAAAAGAUAGAUUUAAGUAUUAAUCCUCCUUGCUCAUGAGGACAUAAAGUACAUAGGUUGGCCUCCAACAUUUGCCAAGUGAAAUAUACCUGCCAGCACACACAGGAUCAUUGGAUCUGUAUCCAUACAUUUUGGGUCCUUCUGCAUUUAAGUUAUUCCCUGAAUAGGACUAUUAGGAACUCAGUUUACAAAACAUGUUGUAAUAACUAAUCUGAACUAUUGUGAAUCAACAAUAAAAGCUCUUCAGAUAUGACAUAAUUGCAGUCAGCCACACAGUUCUGUAGCCUUCCUAAACUUGGUCAUCCCCAGUAAUGGUGGACAGUACCCUUCAUCCCCAAUCCUCACGUGCAAUAGUUAGAGGCAAUGAGUUGCAGUUUAUAUCAUGGAAAGAUUAUACGCAGUAUAAAGAAAGAAUACAGGAUAACAUUUUUGCAAAGUUAAUAUCCCAUUUGUAACAUGAACAUUAAUUUUGGACAGAGGGGGCAUAAUCCAACCAAGCAAAGCAAUUCUAAGGUUUAGGAGUGCUUACUUAAGUUGACUCUUGCCUUGAAUGUGUAAAUCCUUUCUGUAUAAUCAAGGGAAAUUAAACUCUCCCUUGAAUAUUGUCUCUUGCAAUAAUCCUAAUUAUCCUUUGUGUUUGUGUGUGUGCGUGUGUAUGUUUUGCCCUUUUGGGUGGGGUAACAUGACACUGUAAAUUGGCAAGGUCGCGCCCCCCCCCCUUAUUGUACCUUGGAAGCUACAGUGCUGGCUUGGAGGUAUACUCGUGAUAAUGGGAACAUAAUCAUAUGUUUCUAACACAUAUCCCUGUUAGAAAUUAUCUAGAAAUGGUAGCCUUAUCUUGAUUUUUUAGAAUUUUAGUUAGGAUUACUGUAUCUUCUUAAGAUCCAGAUUUGCUACAUGUUUUUGUUAACUUUUUACUUUCAGUAAAAAGUAAAGAAUGUGGUUUUCCUUAGGACUAUUUUUGUAAAAUAGCUGGAUAGCAAUGCUACAGCAUGCAGAAAUUGCACUUUUUUGCCUGACUUGCUUAUAAAAUAGACACUAUUUAAUUUGGGGGGAAAUGUAAUUUAUGCCAAAAAGAAAAAGGUAACUUGCUGCCAUUUUGCCACUGCAUAGGUUAGAGUAGCACAAAAUGCAAGAACUGGGGGGUGGGGACGAUUUGUAGAUAUAAUAAUUGUGGAGGAUGGGGAAAUAUGCUUUGGAUAGUAGAUGCCAAUAACCCAAAUGAUGCAUGGGUUGGAAAUUAUGUAAAUUAGUCAUUCAGAGUGGGUGGGGGGAGAGAUGAUGGAAAGACUCAUUUUCCCUAUCCCGUAUGGUCAAUUUUCCAUAUAUGUAUAUGUAUUAGUUGACAAGCUGCUACAUAUUUGGAGGUUCUAUUGUUUGUAGGUCACUGAAUGAACUUUGAAAUCUGAUUUAUAUUAUAUACCUGUAACAUAGAAAGAAAAAAGUAUUUAUAUAUUUUCUGUAUGACAAUUUCAUUGAGCUGUGUAUAAUUUUAAAGAGGCUUUGUCCCAAAAAGGUUCUGCUCACCUUGAUUCUUUUUUGUUGUUUUCAUUGGUUUGGAAUUUUGUUUUGUUUUGUAUAGUGUGUACAGUUCACGUCUAUGAAUAUUAAAGGCCUCCUAAAGCAUUAUCUUCCUAUCAAAAGGGAUGCAUUGUUAAUAAAAUGGACUUUAAACAUC
Messenger RNA from Python bivittatus (Burmese python), 11857 nucleotides. The record is from RefSeq and is a predicted model, not a curated record. Lineage: Eukaryota; Metazoa; Chordata; Lepidosauria; Squamata; Pythonidae.